Messenger RNA from Daucus carota subsp. sativus, 1190 nucleotides. RefSeq names its product syntaxin-71. The transcript is spliced from 9 exons. Gene Ontology annotation, biological process: intracellular protein transport; vesicle fusion. The record is from RefSeq and is a predicted model, not a curated record. NCBI's taxonomy places the organism in Eukaryota, Viridiplantae, Streptophyta, Magnoliopsida, Apiales, Apiaceae. The coding region runs from base 124 to 924 and encodes 266 amino acids. Gene Ontology annotation, cellular component: SNARE complex; membrane; endomembrane system. Gene Ontology annotation, molecular function: SNAP receptor activity; SNARE binding.
AAGCAAGCAGGCAUUACAUUUACAGACUGGCUGGUGCGCUGUUGUUAACUUUCCGUCUCGAACCUCCUCGAAUCGCGUCGUGUUAGAGAGAGAGAGAGAGAGAGAAACACAGAGUUGAGAAAGAUGAGCGUGAUCGACAUUUUAACCAGAGUUGAGACCAUCUGCCAGAAAUACGACAAGUACGAUAUCGACAAACAAAAAGAUCUCAACGUCUCAGGCGACGAUGCCUUUGCUGUUCUCUACGCCGAUGUCGAUUCCGACAUUACCGCCGCUAUUCAAAAAGCUGAGUCAGCCACUAGUGAGAAGAAGAGAGCUUCCGCGGUUGCAAUUAACGCUGAGAUUCGUCGCACGAAGGCUCGAUUGCUCGAGCAAGUCCCCAAAUUGCAGAGAUUAGCACUUAAAAAGGUAAAAGGGCUUUCACCUCAAGAAUUUGCUGCGAGGAAUGACUUGGCGCUUGCAUUGUCAGACAGGAUUCACGCCAUACCUGAUGGAACACCAGCUGCACCCAAACAAACUGGCGGAGGCUGGGCAUCUUCAACAACUACUCGUGCAGACAUCAAGUUUGAUUCUGAUGGGAAUUUCGACAAUGAAUACUUCCAGCAAACCGAAGAGUCAAAUCAGUUCAGGCAGGAGUAUGAAAUGCGGAAAAUGAAGCAGGAUGAAGGUUUGGAUGUGAUAGCAGAAGGUUUGGAUACAUUGAAACACAUGGCUAGUGACAUGAAUGAGGAAUUGGACAGACAAGUUCCUUUGAUGGACGAGAUUGAUACUAAGGUGGACAAGGCGACAUCUGACCUGAAGAACACCAAUGUUCGACUUAAGGACACUGUUAACCAGCUGAGGUCGAGUCGUAAUUUCUGCAUCGACAUUAUUUUGCUAUGUAUAAUUCUGGGUAUAGCUGCCUAUCUUUACAAUGCGUUGAAGUAAUGAACUUAUAUGAAGAGCUACCGGUUCUUAGCUUGUAUCAAAUUUCUUUAUGCCGAUAUAUUUCUUUGUUUAAUUGUCAAUGGUGUGCUGCAUUCUUGUCCUAGAUUUCAGUUUUCUUUUUAUGUUUAUAUGCCUGAAGAGUAGAGAUCUAUUUCUCUGAACAGAUUUCGAUAUAGAUUGUGUUGAGCUUCUAUUCAUUGAAGUACUUAUUGCCUUGUAAACGAUGUAUGUAAUGGUUUAUAUCUCCGACUUGUUUGAACUCCCAA